Molecule: messenger RNA, 1399 nt
Organism: Bursaphelenchus xylophilus (pine wood nematode)
Lineage: Eukaryota; Metazoa; Nematoda; Chromadorea; Rhabditida; Aphelenchoididae
Source: the annotation of a GenBank genome assembly
AUGCUUUUUACAGUUCACGAUUUCAACAUCGGAACGCCGACGCAGAAACUGUCUGCGCAAUUUGUGUUUAGCGAGCCCGACGUUGUAGUCGCAACCCGGGGCUGUAUGAGUCUACACAACAAAUGCCCACAAUAUUGCAAUCAUCGUACGUUUGCCCUGGAGAAUAAGGGAGAUUCCGAAGUGCGACGCUCAGUUUUUGUUUUCUUUUUGCGCACGAAUUCUGAAAACUGGGUUUCUUUUCUGCAGCGUGUGCUGGAAUUUUCACACAAUCUUCGAAAACCUUGACGCCCAUUUGCGUCAAGUUUCAUUAAAAUCUGAGCGUCGCAUCUUUUAAAAGCGCUUCCCCUGCAAACCUUUAAGAUUUCAGCCACAUUCUGUAUGCUGUACUGCAACCCCACAUGCUGUUCUUCCACGGCCAACAUUGUUAAGCAAUGCAAUUGGCGUCCCGACGGUGCUUACGACUAUAAUUCCACGUCUCGCGACGUUCAACGCCGAUAUUGGCAAGCGGUGUUUGGGGACUCUGCCGGAGUUUAUGCCAAAGAAAAGAUCGACAUGGAAAUGAUAAAUGGACGACUCGUUCUUGAAGACUACACAAUUGCUCUAAACGCACUGAUGUCGCUUAAUUCGUUCGUGGAACAAGAGCGCUCCUUGUAAGUUUGAAUUAUUGAAAGUUGCUCCCAAAUUUGGGAGUGGAUCUUUUCCAUGCAUUUUACGAAAAUACCAACAAAAUUUGUUUUAGUCAUCGUAUCGGCCUUCGCCGACGGACUGACGGCUCUUCUUUCGUGAUGGAUCUCUACAAGAAUGGCCUAAUCGCUUCACCAAUGCUUUCAAUAUGCCGGUCCAGCGCAAUACGCGGUCGUAGCCGCAUGAAUUUUGGCGCCCUAUGCACCUACUGCAAUAAAGAAGAAUAUCAUUUCGUUCCUCUUGUUCAGGGGAGUCUGGAAUUCAUGAUGGACGUUCGAUCGGCUGUAGUUUUCGACUACAAGGUACACCGAAAACACCGUGUAAGUUUAACGUUUCUGUUAUCUGUUUCAUUCAGAUGACGUUUACUGAGUCGCCAAUUCUCUAUGUUCCACAUGAUUUUUUAACGUAUCUAUUGGAAGAAGGGAUCCUUCGAUACGAGCGUUCUUUCGUGUACAGAGUCGAAAAGGAAUUUCCCUACAAAUUCCGGUGGAACUUGUCUGACGUGUAUUCUAUUGAUCUCGACACAAGCACUGUAAUAUCCGUCCUUAAAUAUGAGUCAGUUAUAUACAUCGAGACGUUGCAACCCAAUCCUGAUGAUUUGAGAUGGAUUUUGAGUAACAGUCUCUUCUACGAAUACAGUGUUGCGCUGGAUUAUGAGGAGAAUCGGAUUGGAUUUGCAAAAAUGAAGACUUAUGGUCAGGCUUGUGAACUGUGA